Molecule: messenger RNA, 2839 nt
Organism: Fundulus heteroclitus (mummichog)
Lineage: Eukaryota; Metazoa; Chordata; Actinopteri; Cyprinodontiformes; Fundulidae
Product: phosphofurin acidic cluster sorting protein 1
Biological process (GO): protein localization to plasma membrane
Molecular function (GO): transmembrane transporter binding
Source: RefSeq, a predicted model, not a curated record
UCCGGUACCGCCUCCCUCGCUCCUCCCGGGGCUCCGCAGAUCUACAGGCGGCACAGAGACGAUGGCAGCGGCUGCGGACCGCGGAGGAUUUCACGGAGUCCCGGUUUCUCCGAGUUCGGUGGCAGUUGCCGAACCUUCAGAGGGAUCCGGAGCUGAUGGGCCGACUGACAGCCGUGUCCCGGUUCCGAUGAACCUGUUCGCGACCUGGGAGGUGGAGCGGUGCUCACCGAGCUGCGUGCCCAGGCUCUGCAGUCUGACGCUGAAGAAGCUGAUGCUCUUCAGGGAGCUGGACCGAGAGCUCAGCUCAGUCAUCAUCGCUGUGAAGAUCCAGGGUUCUAAGCGGACUCUGAGGUCCAGUGAGUACCCUCUUCCUCCCGGCGGGCCCAUGGAGACGGACCUGGAGCUCAGCUUCUCCCUGCAGUACCCACACUUCCUGAAGAAAGACGCCAACCGUCUGCACGUGAUGCUGCAGCGCAGGAAGAAGUACAAGAACCGCACCAUCCUGGGCUACAAAUCGCUCGCGGUGGGCGUCAUCAACAUGGACGAGGUGAUGCAGCAUCCCACCGAUGGAGCCCACAUCCUGGGUCUCCACAGCAGCCGGAAGGAGGCCUCAGUGCGAGCGGCAGAGCUGAGCGUCCAUUUUCUCUCCAGUCAGCCAAUCGAACAGGAGGAGACGAGUGGUCUCCGUGGCAACAAGGCCAAGGCCUCAGAUCGAUCUCCCGACACGGAGCAUUACUGGGAGGACGACGACAGUUUCUCCUCGGAACAAGAAGGAAGUGAUGAUGCUCUCGCGCUUCAGGAGAUGUAUAACGAAGACGAAGACGUCCACAGAAAGACAAAGACGUCCCACAGGAAAGUAAUGCAGACGGCGUCCCUGGCCCAGCAUCCAAACCUGAAGCAGAAGUUUGUAGCUCUACUGAAGAGAUUCAGAGUCAGCGAAGAGACGGACCCUGUAGGUCAGAUCCCGGAUGCUGAGGAGGAUCUGGACCUUCUGUACAGCAGUCUGGAGGGCAUGAGCGACAGCGGCCCCGAGGCGGACGACAACGAGAGCCUGCAGAGCACACCCAAACCCAAACUCAGGCCGUUCUUUGAAGGCGCGGCUCACACAGAACCCAGAACUCUGGACUUUCAGAACCACCAAACCGCUGCGGAGCCCCUGCCUGCUGGAGCUCCAGGGCCCAGAGGCCCCGAGGGGCCCAGAGGGGAGGAGGAGGGCCCUGGGGAAGCUGAGGAGGAUGUCGCCAUGGCAACAGAUGCGGGCCCCGCAGCCAAACUGUGUAAAACUGAGUCGCAAACACAGAUGUCUCCCAGCAGGACCGGAGGUCCGCAUCCUGCGAGGGCCGCCUCCCUGAGGGACCGACAGCACCUCAGAGGGACGGACAGGACCAGCAGCGUGGACGUGGAGACGUCCUGUGACCACAGGAUGACUGGUCCACAGGUGGCCCGGAAGGCCGUUUUGGAUCAGCUCAACAACAUUUUGUUCUCAGAGGACCAGGUCCCAGAAUCCAUCAUCCUGAUCAACAUCACAGACUGGCAGGGUCAGUACCUGUCGGAGCUUCUCUUCGAUCAGCCAAUCGUGUGCAGCGUCUCGUUCGCAGACGUCCAGGCUGCUUUCAGCGCCAUCAUCGCCCGUCUCCAGAGAUUCUGCAACUGUAACUCCCAGACUCCGCCCACGGUGAAGGUGGCGGUGGCCGGGGACCAGAGUUACCUCAACACCGUCCUGACCUGCUACGUGGAGCAGCUGGCCAACAAGACGCCUGAUUGGCUGAAUUACCUCUGUUUCCUGGUCAUCCCUGUUGGGGUCCAUCCCUUAGCAAAGCACCUGUCGGCUCUGGACGGGACGUUUGGCAACCUGUUUCUGGACGCAGGAUGGAGGGAGCUGUUCGGGCGACUGGAGCCUCCUCUGCUGGAUCCUGUGGGCGUGUCCGCUCGGGUGUGUCAGUACGUAGCCGGAGCCGCCGUGACCCACCUCUGUCCGAUCUCAGAGGCCAUGCUGACCUGCAAGCACAGGAGCCCUGAAGACGACCCGUAUCAGAAGUUCGUCCCGUUUAUCGCGGUGGUGAACGUCGGCGUGGUGGAGCAGAACUUCCUGUCAACCUCAGUGGACUCUGAUGACUUCAUGCUGGGAUCUCCUCCCUGCCAGUCUGGGGUUCCAGGCAGCGUCGCCUCCACACCUCCACCGUCUCCCUCCGUCAGCUGCCCAGCAGAGGUGAUGGGUCUGCAGGUGGACUACUGGAGUCACACGGGAGGAGGAGGAGGAGGAGGAGGAGGAGGAGAGUGGAGAAAGGAGGUGGGGAUGAAGAGCAGCCUGAAGAGCAACUUCCGCUGCCUUCAGGUGUCCCGUCUGAGUGCAGGAGAGCUGAUGAGCAUGACGGUGGUGCUGAAGGAGAAGAACAAGAAAGUCAUCUUCCUCAGCAAGAAGGCCAGGGAGAAGGAGGCGGAGUCACGGAGUCAGGUGAUCGAAGGAAUCAGCAGGUUGAUCUGUGCGUCCAAACACCAGAACACACUGAGAGUGUCUGUGGACGGCGUCGACUGGAGCGACGUGAAGUUUUUCCAGCUGUCGGCUCAGUGGCCGACGCACGUCAAGCACUUUCCGGUCCGCAUCUUCGGCUACAGCAAAGCCUGAGCUCCUCCUCCUCCUCGCCGGGGUCACAUGACCUCGCCACUGGCGCCCAGAACAAGCUUCACCACGUUUUCCUCUGUCAGCACCAAGCUGUGUCAGCAGGGGGAGGAACCGGGUCUCAGGCUGACCCCGAACAGAACUUAGAACCUGUUUUAAUCUGGACCAGAACAUCCUCGCUCAGAACAACUGGGAAAUAUUUACAGCCAAUAGAACGAG